This is a messenger RNA of Durusdinium trenchii, 396 nucleotides long. NCBI's taxonomy places the organism in Eukaryota, Dinophyceae, Suessiales, Symbiodiniaceae. The record is from the annotation of a GenBank genome assembly.
AUGUGGUCGGAUCCGGAUCCCGACAAGAUGGGUUUCGUGAUCUCACCGAGAGGUGCAGGCUUUGUCUUUGGCCAGGAUGUGGCGUCCAUGUUCCUACACCUGAACGGCUUGGCACACUUGGUGCGUGCGCACCAGCUUUGCAUGACCGGCUACCAGGUGCUCUUCGAUGACAGUCUAUCGACUGUGUGGAGUGCUCCAAAUUAUUGCUAUCGCUUCGGCAACACCGCCUCGAUCCUGGAGAUUUCCGAGGGAUUUGGUCGCUUCUUCAACGUGUACGGCCCCGCGCCGGAGAGUGAGCGUCAACGGCCUGGUGAAGCCGUCUCUCGCACGCGAGAGCUUCCGAGCCUCCGUCCGACUGGAAAGGCCACAGGGCGAGAUGAUCCUUAUUUCACCUGA